Molecule: messenger RNA, 6884 nt
Organism: Struthio camelus australis
Lineage: Eukaryota; Metazoa; Chordata; Aves; Struthioniformes; Struthionidae
Source: RefSeq, a predicted model, not a curated record
UUACUUCUGUACCUGGUAAAAUGGUAGAAGGCCCCAUUGGUUUGUAGUUUAUCUGAUCACCUCAGGUGUCUUUUUAUUUAUUUUUAAGCACAGUCUAGUUCUGACACAGCAAUUCCCUCAGUAAUUGUUGGUUGCAUCAGUGUUCUUCUGGGCAUGGACAGCCUUUGUUCACACUUAAGGUUCUGGGACAAAGUUAAGGUUACUUUUACAUCCACUAUUUCAGUUGUGGUGUCACCAUGCCAAUAUUAAUCUACUAAAAGAAGGUAUUUCUCCAUUAUUGGACAGAUUAAAACUAGGAAAAAUAAGAACUAAGUGCCAGGCAUUUUAUAUAUUACAAUAAUUACCUGUUCUACCAAGUGUUCUAACGUGUUUGACCACCCAGCUGAAUGUAGCUUAGCUACAACAGUAGAGAAAGAUAAACAGUUGAACGCUGUUUCAGAGUCGAUGCAUAGAUGUAUCUAACGAGGGCAAAAUAUUUAUCUACCUUGGAAUAGAUGUUCAGUUUUCUUAUAUCUAGAUAGAUGUUUUGUUGCCAAUAAGCAGUACAGGGGGUGUGACUAAACAGGAAAAUAAGGGAAAUUUCUACUUGAGGUGGGUUUUAGACUAUAUAGGCAACAACUGAAGUGAUGUGGACUUAAAUUUAACACUAGUCUUAGUACUAUGGCAAAUUGGCUUCCUUCCUGGGAGAACAGAACACAUCGUAUUCCCUCUUCCUUCCUAAAACAGUUGUUGUGGGUUUUUAAUACAUUUUUUGCACUGUUUGGAGUAGCUUUUGAAAUAAACUUUGCCUGCCCCACACAUAAAGGAGCCUAUGACCUGACUUUAGUGUCCUAUUUAAUAAUGUAGUUACAAAAUUGUAAUAGUGCAAUGUCUGUCCUUUCCCCUAUGCAAAAUAAAAUUUCUACAACAAAUGAAUUAUUACCUCAUGAACAGCAAGCAAGAAAUAAAAGCUUUUCUUAAAAGCUUUUUAUCACUAACUUAUUGUUACAAGAUAAACGAGUUAAUUGUGCAUUCCUUGUUCACCAUGCUUCACUGAGAAAUACAUAUCAUUAGCAUAACAGUCUGCUCACUUCUGCCUUUUUAUUUCUUGGAAUGCUUAAAAACGUUGUAUGAUGAAGACUAGACGGGUCUUUUUUUCUCCCUUCUUUUAAUCUGAGUGUGAUAGUAUUUUAUGUGUGGUAAGCUAUUUCAUUCUUCCUGCCUCCUCCUAAAUUUGGGCAUAAUGAAAUGAUUAAAAAAAAAAAAACUAUAAAAAUAAGGAAAAAUCUACGAAUGACCUAGGGCUGAUCUAGAAAGUGAAACUAUGUAUACAAAUGAUCGCAUUGAGUAUGCUCUUAAAUCCAGGAAAGGGAACUACAAAUGUGAGUGUUUGCACCAAAUAAGCCAAAACUCGAUGUAACGUGUAUUUAUGGUCUUAAUUUUUUUUAGAGAUGGUGGAGCCAGGACAAGAUCUGUUGCUUGCUGCUUUGAGUGAGAGUGGAAUCAGUCCAAAUGAUCUGUUUGAUAUUGAUUCUCCAGAUGUGGUUCUUGCAACUCCAGCACCAACUCCAGCUGUUCAGCAGUCAGUGCCACUUAGUGCAUUAGAACUAGGCUUGGAAACUGAGGCCGCAGCUGCUGUGAAACAAGAACCAGAGACUGUAUCAACUCCAGCCUUAUUAAAUGUUCGGCAACCCCCAUCUACCACAACCUUUGUGCUGAAUCAAAUAAAUCAGCUUCCGACUUUGGGGACUACUAUAGUGAUGACAAAAACCACACCUGUUACAACCACAAGGCAGACUAUCACUGUAGCAAAAAUCAUCCAGACCAGCACAACAACUCGACCCUCUGUUGCAGCACCAGCAGUACGCAAUGCCUUGACCACUACACCUUCAAAGGACCAGAUUCAGCUGAAAGAUCUACUAAAGAAUAAUAGUCUUAAUGAACUAAUGAAACUGAAGCCACCUCCUAAUAUUGCCCAGCCCGUAGCAACAGCAGCAACUGAUCUAAGCAAUGGGGCAGUGAAGAAGGAGGCUUCCACAAAAGAGGUAGCAAGAAUAUGGAUAAAUGACAUUAAAAUGAGAAGUUUUUCGCCUACUAUGAAAGUGCCAGCAAUAAAAGAGGAAGAGGAACCUGAGGAAGAGGAUGAAGAAGAAAUGGGCCAUGCAGAAACUUAUGCUGAGUAUAUGCCAAUAAAAUUAAAAAUUGGUCUACGUCAUCCUGACCCGGUAGUGGAAACCAGCUCAUUAUCCAGUGUAACUCCUCCUGAUGUGUGGUACCAGACAUCAAUAUCAGAAGAAACAAUUGAUAAUGGCUGGUUGUCAGCUUUGCAACUUGAAGCAAUCACUUAUGCAGCCCAGCAACAUGAAACAUUCCUGCCCAAUGGAGACAGAGCUGGAUUCUUGAUAGGUGAUGGUGCUGGUGUAGGAAAAGGAAGGACCAUAGCUGGAAUAAUCUAUGAAAACUACUUGUUAGGUAGAAAAAGAGCAGUCUGGUUUAGCGUGUCAAAUGAUCUGAAAUAUGAUGCUGAAAGAGACUUGAGAGAUAUUGGAGCAAAAAACAUUUUGGUUCAUUCAUUAAACAAGUUCAAGUAUGGAAAAAUUUCUUCAAAACAUAAUGGAAGUGUGAAGAAGGGUGUCAUUUUUGCCACCUAUUCUUCUCUUAUUGGUGAAAGUCAGUCUGGUGGUAAAUACAAAACCCGAUUAAAGCAGCUUCUUCACUGGUGUGGUGAAGACUUUGAUGGAGUUAUUGUAUUUGACGAGUGUCAUAAAGCUAAGAAUCUGUGUCCUGUUGGUUCAUCAAAACCAACAAAAACGGGUCUGGCUGUGUUGGAACUUCAGAAUAAACUUCCAAAAGCUAGAGUUGUUUAUGCUAGUGCCACAGGUGCGUCUGAGCCAAGAAAUAUGGCAUAUAUGAACCGUCUUGGAAUAUGGGGUGAAGGAACUCCAUUUAGGGAAUUCAGUGACUUCAUUCAGGCUGUUGAAAGAAGGGGUGUUGGUGCCAUGGAAAUAGUUGCUAUGGAUAUGAAACUGCGAGGAAUGUACAUAGCAAGACAGUUGAGUUUUUCAGGUGUAACUUUCAAAAUUGACGAAGUUCUGCUUUCACAGGACUAUGUUAAAAUGUACAAUAAAUCUGUGAAACUGUGGGUUAGUGCCAGAGAGAGGUUUCAACAAGCAGCUGAUCUUAUUGAUGCAGAGCAACGAAUGAAGAAGUCGAUGUGGGGUCAGUUUUGGUCAGCCCAUCAGAGGUUUUUCAAGUACCUUUGCAUAGCAUCUAAAGUGAAGAGGGUAGUACAGCUAGCUCGAGAAGAAAUCAAGAAUGGAAAAUGUGUUGUUAUUGGACUACAAUCAACAGGAGAAGCAAGGACAUUAGAAGCUUUGGAAGAAGGUGGUGGUGAACUGAAUGACUUUGUUUCUACAGCAAAAGGAGUAUUCCAGUCUCUCAUUGAAAAGCACUUUCCAGCUCCUGACAGGAAGAAGCUGUUUAGCUUGUUGGGAAUUGACUUGACUGCUCAAAGUAAUAACAAUUCACCUAGAGACAGUCCUUGCAAGGAAAAUAAGAUAAAGAAACGGAAAGGUGAAGAAAUAACCAGAGAAGCAAAAAAAGCUCGUAAAACAGGUGGCCUUGCAGGUAGCAGCUCUGAUGAGAGUGAAAGUGAGUCGGAUGCUUCAGACAACGAAGAAAGUGACAAUGAGAGCUCCAAAUUUUUGAGUUCUGGAGAUGAUGAUGACUUCAACCCAUUUAGAGAUGAAUCCAGUGAAGAUGAUGAAAAUGCUUCAGAUCCCUGGCUAAUUAGAAAAGACCAUAAGAAAAAUAAAGAAAAGAAAAAGAAGAAAAGUAUAGACCCAGAUUCUAUUCAAAGUGCCUUAUUAGCUUCUGGUCUUGGAUCAAAACGACCUAGCUGUUUUACUUCCACUGUUGGUACCACCACGUCUAGUACCAACACAUCAGCAAACAGUAAUACAAACAGCAGCUUUGUAACAAGUCAGGAUGCUGUCGAAAGGGCUCAACAAAUGAAAAAAGAGCUGCUUGAUAAACUGGAAAAGUUGGCUGAAGAUCUUCCACCUAACACACUGGAUGAGCUUAUAGAUGAACUUGGUGGUCCUGAAAAUGUUGCAGAGAUGACAGGCCGCAAAGGAAGAGUUGUAAGCAAUGAUGAUGGCAGCAUAUCUUACGAGUCAAGAUCUGAACUCGAUGUGCCCGUUGAAAUUCUGAACAUCACAGAAAAGCAGAGGUUCAUGGAUGGAGAUAAGAACAUAGCCAUAAUCUCGGAGGCUGCCAGCUCUGGUAUCUCGUUGCAAGCAGAUCGUAGAGCUAAGAAUCAGAGGCGGAGAGUUCAUAUGACUCUGGAGUUGCCAUGGAGUGCAGAUAGAGCAAUACAGCAGUUUGGAAGAACUCAUAGAUCCAACCAAGUGACUGCUCCAGAGUAUGUGUUCCUAAUUUCUGAGUUGGCAGGAGAGCAAAGAUUUGCAUCUAUAGUUGCAAAAAGACUGGAGAGUUUGGGAGCCCUCACUCACGGUGAUAGACGGGCGACAGAAACUCGAGACCUCAGCAGAUUCAAUUUUGACAACAAGUAUGGAAGAAAUGCUUUAGAGAUUGUUAUGAAAUCCAUUGUGAACUUAGACUCCCCAAUGGUCUCACCACCUCCUGAUUUUCCUGGAGACUUCUUUAAAGAUGUUCGCCAGGGAUUGAUCGGUGUAGGCCUGAUAAAUGUAGAAGACAGAUCUGGAAUUCUAACGCUUGAUAAAGAUUAUAACAACAUAGGAAAAUUUCUGAAUAGAAUUCUUGGUAUGGAAGUACAUCAGCAAAAUGCUUUAUUCCAGUAUUUUUCUGACACACUAAAUGCAGUUAUUCAAAAUGCUAAAAAGAAUGGAAGAUAUGAUAUGGGCAUCUUAGAUUUGGGCUCCGGGGAUGAGAAAGUAAGGAAGGCAGACGUUAAGAAGUUUUUAACUCCAGGAUACUCUACCUCUGGACAUGUAGAACUGUACACAAUCAGUGUAGAGAGAGGAAUGUCGUGGGAGGAAGCAACUAAGAUCUGGGCAGAACAGACGGGACCAGAUGAUGGAUUUUAUUUAUCACUGCAGAUAAGAAAUAACAAGAAAACUGCUAUUCUAGUAAAAGAAGUGAAUCCUAAAAAGAAGCUUUUUUUAGUGUACAGACCAAAUACAGGGAAACAACUCAAGUUAGAAACAUGUUCAGACCUGAAAAAGAAGUAUAAGAAGUUAGCUUCUGAAGAUGCUCUGCCACACUGGUUAGAGCAGUACAAUUCUUCUGCGGAUACCUGCACACAUGCUUAUUGGAGAGGCAAUUGUAAGAAGGCAGGCUUGGGGUUAGUUUGUGAAGUGGGACUCCGCUGUCGAACUUACUAUGUCUUGUGUGGUUCAGUACUGAGCGUCUGGACAAAAGUAGAAGGCGUUCUAGCCUCUGUCAGUGGUACAAACGUGAAAAUGCAAAUAGUUCGUCUAAGAACAGAAGAUGGGCAGAGGAUCGUAGGUUUGAUCAUUCCUGCAAACUGUGUAUCGCCCCUCGUAAACCUCCUGUCAACGUCAGACCAGUCUCAACAGCUUGCAGUACAGCAGCAGCAGAUUUGGCAGCAGCAUCACCCACAGAGUAUCACCAAUUUCAACAAUGCAUAAGAGGACAUGCUACAGGUGUUGACUCUGGUGUUUGAGGAAAAGGCUGUAAAAGCAUAUCACUUGCAUAAAAAUCAGGGACAGAUUCCAAAGAAAUAUAACUUUUUCAGUUCAGUUGUGUGCUCUCAAACUUUGGGAAUAAAGAGAUCUAAAAAGGUUGGUAGAACUGAAAGCCAGCAAUUGUUUAUGGUGGUGCAUCUGUCUUUCCUUAUGCUCUCUGUAGUGCUUCCUGUUUGCUUUUACUUUUGGCCUUUUCAGCUACAAACCCACAAUUUGUUUGAAAAUGCUUGAAAAUCCCCAAGCAGGCUUUAUUUUUAUCUUGUCAUACAGUGCUCAGGGUUUAACGCAGUGCAUCAAUGCCAUUGCUGUGGGAGAUAUCCUUGAAUGCAUGUAUUGAGUAUAUAUAUAGAAAAUAUAUAUUGGGUUUUUCUCUUCAAUUUGUAAGUUUAUAAAAGCAUGAAACCUAGAGGUUGCACAUCAUGCAUUCAGGUUCCUUCCCAGUUUCUGUUUGACAGUGCAUGUCUUUGGAAACGGAUAUGGACGGGAUAAACACACACGAGAGGAAUUCAGAGAGAAACACAAUCUUAGUUGUACAGCAUUGGUUAUUGCAUUUUUAUAGUGUUUAUACCCAGGUGUUGCAUUUUUUUCUGGUUCUCUCCUGGGGGUUAUAUAUUUGAGUCUACCACAUGUUCUUUUUGUGAUAAACAUCUUAAAUUAAAAUUAGUUCAUUUUUAAUGUAUUAAUGGUAUUCCUAAUGUGUACUGCAAAGAUGGCUGGAUGCCUGUUUUCCUUAAAUUGAAGCAUUUCCUUAAUCCGAGGUGGUUAUGGAAACUUAAGUGCAAAUUCACUUCCAUCUCGCAUACAAUCUUAUAUUUUUUACUUCAUUAAUGUAAUUUAAUUUGUCACUUGUAAGAUGAAACCUUACUUGAGCUGUAAAUUAGAGAAUGGGAAACACUUGAGGGUUCCGCUGUAUGUGCUGUUUCUGUUACCCAGUAACUUGAAUACUGUUUAAUAUGUUGUAAGACAUUGUAGAGUUUAUCUGGAGCUGUUUAAAAGAAAUUGUAAUGUACAAAUGUGAAUAGUCACUUAUCUAUAAUAUGGGUAAGUUUUGUUUUGCCUAUAAUAGUAGAUGUUUAUAAGAAAGUGAAGGACAAUGUUUGUCAUUUCUUGCUUGCACAGGUUGCACUAUUGAAAAUUUGAGAUUGUAUAAACCUGUCCAAAAAACUACAAGAUAACAAUCUUGUAGAUGUCAAAUAAAAGUUAUUGUACUAACAA